Anneissia japonica is the source of this 3195-nucleotide messenger RNA. RefSeq names its product tripartite motif-containing protein 2-like. Bases 185 to 2401 code for a protein of 738 amino acids. Gene Ontology annotation, molecular function: protein binding; ubiquitin-protein transferase activity; zinc ion binding. Gene Ontology annotation, biological process: positive regulation of DNA-templated transcription. The record is from RefSeq and is a predicted model, not a curated record. NCBI's taxonomy places the organism in Eukaryota, Metazoa, Echinodermata, Crinoidea, Comatulida, Comatulidae. The transcript has 2 exons. Gene Ontology annotation, cellular component: nucleoplasm; chromatin.
GGGCCUUGCAUUUGUCCAGGAUCAGAAUACGCUAAGGUAAUAGAUUGACACAAGGACCUGCUAUGUUUGUAUUUUAAACUAACUUCAUCAAACUAUUUUGCAGAACUGUAGGUCUAUUAUACAACAGUUGUAUUAUUCACUGUGUGGAGCAAACAUUAGCGAAAGAACGUUGACCUUAAUCAAAAUGGCCAAUCUCGAAGCCACAAAUUUUGUAAAUGAGUUGGACGAGAAGGUACUCGAAUGCCCGAUCUGUUUCAAGAGGUUAAACCAGCCAAAAACAUUAGGUUGCAUGCACAGUUUCUGCCUCAAAUGUUUAGAAGACUGGACAAACAAAAGCGGAAACACCAUAUGUCCCAUUUGUACUGAACCCUAUGUAGUCCCCGAAGGCGGUCUCCAAAAGCUCGUUCCGAAUGUUGUCAUUAACAAUUUACUGGAAUAUUUGGAACACAUUCAGAAAGGAGGGGACAAGAAAACAUCAUGCUCUUGUUGCGAAGAAAUAUCUGCUUUAUAUUGCAGAGACUGCAUGCAGUACUUUUGUCAAACAUGCAUUCACCACCACAAGUCAAUAUCAACUCUUAAAGGACAUACAUUAUUAACAAUACAAGAGCUAUGCCAAUUAAGCCCACAAGAGAGGGCUUCUUUGAGACCAACUCUUUGCCAGAAACAUACAACGCUUCCACUAAAGUUCUACUGCAGUACCUGUUGCGAGCCCAUUUGUUUGGAGUGUACUAUAAUUGAUCAUAGUCAAGUUGAUGGAAAACAUCGACUCAUUGCUAUCAAUGAUGCUUUUGAAACAUUUAGAGUCACUGCUGCCAAUAUGAAAAAUCAAGUGGAAGAUUGUACAAACAAUCUGACCACAGCUCAUACUGCCAUGGGAGAGAACGCAGCAAGAUUGGAGAAAAACUUCCAGUUAUGUGACGAGCAGAUUGAUAAGCGCAUUGGGGAAAUGAUCGAAAUUAUAAAGGCAAAUGGCGAAUCAUUGAAGAUAAAACUGAAAGAUACAUACAACACAAAAAAGAAAAUAAUUGAACGCCAAUUACAGGAACUCGGUUUGAUAUUGAAUAACGUAUCCGGAAAAUGGAACUUGAUCCAAACUCUGAUGAAGAGUCCGGAUGAAGCUGCCGCUUUGUUAUCGAACAGAAAAUUGGUAAAAGCAUUAAAAGAGAAGCUCCGGAAUCUUCCUUCCAUAGAACCUGUUGAUGAUGGUGUUAUUGAGUUCCUUCAAUUUGACAAACCUAAAGCACAUGAAAACUUUAUUGGAGAAAUCAGUACACAGUUAGUUUCAGAUGUGCUUGUUUUAAAGAAAGAGGUUGAGGAAUUGGAAGUAACGAAUGGCCAAAAGUUUUCAAUAAUCGCAGAGAAUACUAAAGCAAAAUGCAGGCUAAAAAAUGACGAAAAUCUGAAAGCAGUGUUAAGAUCCCCACUUGAUGCUACGGUUACAGGCAGGGCACACCAUUUUUAUGACGGAUUUUACAAAGUCGAUUGUCGUUGUAAACUUUCUGGUACUUGGGAGUUCUCGAUACUAAAUGACGGAGUUCAUAUUAAAAACUCGCCUAUCAAGAUAACUGUGAGAAACCAGGGUUUAAUUAACACAAUCAACAAUAUCCACGACUACAAAUCAAACAAAAAGGAUUCCAAGGUAACUGACAUCUUACAAACUGGCGACGGCGGCUUUGUGGCAGCCAGUUACAGUCGAGAACUCCUCAAAUUUAAUGAACGAUUUGAGUUUAUUGGUAAGGUUGAAUUUCGCGAAAAUACACGAGUUAAUAGGAUGAGCAACACAAAAUAUGACGACGUCUUCCUUUUUAGUGAUUUGGGUAACAAAUGUAUCACAGUCUGCAAAAGGAGUGGAGACAUAAUCAGAGAGUUAGCACAAGGCCAGUUAAAAUAUCCAAGAGGCGUUUCAUUAAACGAAGAAAAACGCGUAGUCUAUUGCACCGAUAGUUUGGCACACUGUGUCGUCAUGGUAAACUAUGACAGUGGAGAAGUUCUUGGGAAGUUUGGUAGCGAUGGAAAUGCACCUAAUAACUUAAUCAAUCCAGAAGAUAUUGUAGUAAAUAAGGCAGGGAACGUUAUAGUGACGGAUUAUGGCAACGAUUGUUUGAAAAUGUUCGAUUCCAACGGGAAAUUCUUGAAGAUUUUGAUAGGGAGUGGGAAUACAGAUAAAGAUGGAUACGUGUGUGGUCCCCAUGGAAUCACCAUGGAUAAAGAAGAAAAUUUGUUGGUAUCCAGUAACCAUAAAGUACAAAUGUUUAAUAGCGAAGGUGUUUUCAUCAAAAGAAUAGAUAAAGAUGACGAUGGACUCUAUCCUCCAGUUGGGUUAUCUGUCAUUUCGUAUCAUCCAAGAAAAGUUGCUGUUGCUAACCAGCAACCAAAUGAUAUCAAAAUAUUUAAUUAUUAAAAAACAAAUAAAAAUAUGAAAACUAUAUAAAUAAUAUAUUAAUACACAAAGCACCCGGCUUCAAUAAUCGUAGCAAAAAAAAAACACCAAAAAACAACUAAUGUACUAAUUUGCAUUAAUACUUUUUGAUAUAAAAAUACAGUAACGCCUUAAUGCGUUAUGUUACAAAGAUUAAUCAUUAAGUCGAGCGGCACAGCGGUUUUGGGCUUUCAAUCGGGACUCAGAUCCAGACCAACGCUGUUCACACUACUUGUAUCGUGGCAUGACACUUUAUCUACCAUUGCCUCCUUACCACAUGAGUAUAAAUAGUACAUACGUGGUAGGAGGUAAAUGAUCCGGAAUGAAUCUGGUAGUGCUGAAUUACACAAAUAAAUCGGAAUACUCCAUUAAAUUAACAAUUUAAAUAAAAAUAUGGUCGACUUUCAAAUAUAAUAUCAUAAGGUAAUUGUUUAGGGAAUUUUGUGAUUGAAAGCAAAAGUUGUUUUGAUUGAUUAGUUCACGCGUAUUAGUAUCAAAUGAAAGUUGUAAAAUGCUUUCCGGACUCUUUCAAAUACACAGCCAUAAAAUGGUUUUGUACAAAAAUUUAUUGAUACGAUUUACAUUAUGAAAGAAAAAGACAUUCCAUGUAAAGUUAAAAAGCUAAUUUAACUUCAUAAUUAAAGUUUCUUGAAAUAAUACAUUAAUUGAAGUCUCGUUAGAGGAUAAAUUUCAUUUUUUAUCAAUUAUUUUAACUGAUAUGGUAUCAAUCUAUAAAGGCCAACUCAGACAGUGUCGGCUGACGCAGCCCGACCCGA